GGGUCGGGUGGUGUCGACUACUCAAUUAUAACUGGUAGUAAUCAUUCGGCCCUCAUUUCUCAGUUUCUAUUCUCAAAAGCUUAGGAAGACAAGAUGCAGGCAAGCGAUAGGUUUAACAUCAAUUCUCAGCUCGAACAUCUCCAAGCUAAAUACGUUGGAACCGGCCAUGCUGAUUUGAAUAGAUUUGAAUGGGCAGUGAAUAUUCAACGGGAUAGCUAUGCAUCGUAUAUAGGGCAUUACCCAAUGUUGGCUUUCUUUGCUGUGGCUGAAAAUGAAUCCAUUGGAAGAGAGCGCUACAACUUCAUGCAGAAAAUGCUUCUGCCUUGUGGUCUGCCUCCGGAAAGAGAAGAUGAUUAAAAACUGGUGGUUGGACUAUGAAGUGAAAUGUUAGGAAGUCCAAGCUCUUCCCAUCAGGCUGGAGAGUUUCCUGAUUGAAUAUCCAUCAAUGUGUUUGUCUUGAAAUGUGAAGUUAUGUCCUGCUGGUGAAUGUCAUAUGAUUUUGGUGAAAAAUGACCUAACAUUGUAGCCUUUAUUCCUAGCAUAGAUUUGUGGAAUUGUAGAACAUAUGUAGUUCUCGAAUGUGCCUUACCAUCAUGCUAAAAUUAGAAGAACCUUAUAAAUCAGUGACUUAUUUUGUAG
Messenger RNA from Theobroma cacao (cacao), 639 nucleotides. RefSeq lists its product as uncharacterized. Lineage: Eukaryota; Viridiplantae; Streptophyta; Magnoliopsida; Malvales; Malvaceae. Gene Ontology annotation, cellular component: precatalytic spliceosome; U2 snRNP. The record is from RefSeq and is a predicted model, not a curated record. Gene Ontology annotation, biological process: mRNA splicing, via spliceosome.